Messenger RNA from Emys orbicularis (European pond turtle), 2894 nucleotides. RefSeq names its product axin 1 (gene AXIN1). The coding region runs from base 67 to 2583 and encodes 838 amino acids. The record is from RefSeq and is a predicted model, not a curated record. Gene Ontology annotation, molecular function: I-SMAD binding; beta-catenin binding; protein kinase binding. Gene Ontology annotation, biological process: negative regulation of canonical Wnt signaling pathway; positive regulation of protein kinase activity; cell development. Gene Ontology annotation, cellular component: plasma membrane; nucleus; beta-catenin destruction complex. Lineage: Eukaryota; Metazoa; Chordata; Testudines; Emydidae. The transcript is spliced from 9 exons.
CUGAUACUGGUGUUUUGAGACUAAGCCUGUUCCCUCAUUGUUCCUGUGCAAGCAGGCACCAUAAAAAUGAAUAUCCAGGGGAAAGGCUUCCCUUUGGAUCUUGGGGGAAGCUUCACCGAAGAUGCUCCAAGGCCACCGGUCCCUGGUGAGGAGGGUGAGCUGGUUUCUACAGAUCCAAGGCCAAUCAGCCACGGCUUCUACUCUGGUAAAAGUGACGUGAUUAAAAAUGAGACUUCUACAGCAACACCGAGGCGCUCUGAUCUGGAUUUGGGGUAUGAACCUGAGGGGAGUGCUUCUCCAACUCCACCCUACCUGAAAUGGGCUGAGUCGUUGCACUCCUUGUUGGAUGAUCAAGAUGGGAUAAAUCUGUUCAGGACUUUCCUGAAGCAGGAGGACUGUGCAGAUUUGCUGGACUUCUGGUUUGCCUGCAGUGGCUUCAGGAAGCUAGAGCUCUGUGUCUCCAAUGAGGAAAAGAGGCUCAAAUUGGCUAAAGCUAUUUACAAAAAAUACAUUCUGGACAAUAAUGGGAUAGUAUCCCGGCAAAUCAAACCAGCCACAAAAAGCUUCAUAAAAGAUUGUGUCAUGAAACUGCAAAUUGAUCCUGACAUGUUUGACCAGGCCCAAACUGAGAUUCAGUGCAUGAUCGAAGAUAAUACCUAUCCUUUGUUCCUUAAGUCAGAUAUUUAUUUGGAAUAUACAAGGACAGGUGGGGAAAGUCCUAAAAUUUAUAGUGAUCAGAGCUCAGGAUCUGGGACAGGAAAAGGACUGCCUGGAUAUUUGCCUACUCUUAAUGAGGAUGAGGAGUGGAAGUGUGACCAAGACAUCGAAGAGGAAACCAGCCGAGAUUCAGCCCCAUCCAGCAGGCUUACUCAGAAGCUGCUUUUGGAGACAGCCACCCAACGUGCCACAUCAACCAGGCGAUAUAGCGAGGGAAGAGAGUUCAGGCAUGGGCCAUGGAGAGAGCCAGUUAACCCUUACUAUGUCAACACAGGGUAUGCUCUGGCACCAGCCACCAGUGCGAAUGACAGUGAGCAGCAGAGCAUGUCUAGUGAUGCAGACACCAUGUCGCUGACAGACAGCAGUGUAGAUGGGAUCCCCCCGUACAGACUCCGAAAGCAGCAUCGCCGAGAGAUGCAGGAAAGUGCCAAAGCAAAUGGACGUGUGCCACUACCUCACAUUCCUCGUACGUACCGAAUGCCAAAGGAUAUCCAUGUUGAACCACAGAAGUUUGCUGCAGAGCUGAUCAAUCGCCUGGAGGAAGUACAAAGGGAACGUGAAGCAGAGGAGAAAUUAGAGGAGCGCCUUAAACGUGUUCGAGCGGAAGAAGAAGGUGAGGACGCAGACAUCUCUUCUGGUCCUUCAGUCAUUAGCCACAAGCUGCCUUCCACCCAGGCCUUGCAUCACUUCACUCCUCGUUACUCUGAGAUGGGUUGUGCUGGGAUGCAGCUGCGAGAUGCUCAUGAAGAAAAUCCGGAGAGCAUUCUCGAUGAACAUGUACAGCGAGUAAUGAAAACUCCAGGUUGUCAGUCCCCUGGACCUGGCCGCCAUUCACCUAAGCCCCGGUCACCGGAAAGUGGCCAGGCUGGAAAGAUGCAAGGGACAAUACCUCCAGGGCAUGGCAAGCAUGCAACAAAAUCAGGAAUGAAACUGGACGCAGCUAACUUAUACCACCAUAAACAUAUCUACCACCACAUUCAUCACCACAGUGUGAUGAAACCGAAGGAGCAGAUUGAGGCUGAAGCCACUCAGAGAGUGCAGAACAGCUUUGCUUGGAAUGUAGAUUCACAUAACUAUGCAACAAAAUCCCGGAACUACACUGAAAGCAUGGGCCUGGCUCCCAACCCUGCGGAUUCCUUGGGCUACAGUGGGAAAGCGAGUCUGCUCUCAAAAAGAAAUGUCAAGAAGACUGAUUCAGGGAAAAGUGAUGGUGCCAACUAUGAGAUGCCCGGAUCUCCUGAGGACGUGGAGAGGAACCAGAAAAUCCUGCAGUGGAUCAUCGAAGGAGAGAAGGAGAUCAGCAGGCAUAAGAAAACAAGCCAUGGCUCCUCAGGUGCCAAGAAGCAGCUGGCCCAUGAUAUGCCCAGACCUCUCUCCAUCGAGCGCCCUGUCGCUGUGCACCCCUGGGUCAGUGCCCAGCUCAGGAACAUCGUCCAACCUUCUCACCCGUUCAUUCAAGAUCCUACCAUGCCGCCCAACCCAGCCCCCAACCCUCUGACGCAGCUGGAAGAAGCACGCAGGCGACUGGAGGAAGAGGAGAAGAGGGCUGGCAAACUGCCCCCCAAACAGAGGUUGAAGCCUCAGAAGAGACCAGGCAAUGGCGCUUCCCAGCCAUGCGAGAAUAUCGUGGUCGCGUACUACUUCUGUGGAGAGCCCAUCCCUUAUCGCACCUUGGUCAAGGGGCGCGUGGUCACGCUGGGACAGUUUAAGGAGCUGCUCACCAAGAAAGGGAACUACAGGUAUUACUUUAAAAAAGUGAGCCAUGAGUUUGACUGCGGAGUGGUGUUUGAGGAGGUGCGUGAGGAUGAGGCCACCCUGCCCAUCUUUGAGGAGAAGAUAAUUGGAAAGGUCGAGAAGAUUGACUAACAGGAGAGCCAAGAGGCCUGGGAAAGAUUUUGGAAAUCUCAGCAGUCUAGAGCAGAUCCAGAGUCGGUGCUCUGGGAGGCACAGAUCCCUCGGUACUGGGCUGACCCAGGCUGAGGGAGGCACCUCGGUCCCUCCCGAGGACUUCCAGGAGCUACGCGUUGCCAGUGGGAGGAGUUCCACCACACAGACUUGCCGGUGGGAUCCCCGCCGGGCUCCCUCUCCAGACAGAAUAUUACGUGUAUUGUAGCAUUGUACAGUUGCAUUAGAAAGUGUAAUAUGACCUUGUUUACUAAAGCUGCAUAUUUUUGAUA